GAAUAAUCGUUAAAUCCUUCCGUUCCUAUUGUAGAAAAUGUAGAUACAUAGUUUAAUGCAGACCUUUACACUAGCGAGUCAAUCUUCCAGUUUCAGUCGGUCAUUCCUUAGCGGUAAGCAUCUUUGAUUUGACUGAUAAAAAGACAGAUUGACCCAGACCCAGCAGUGCCAGUAGGUCAAUAGUGCUGGAAGGUGGAACCGACUACUGUACUGUGUAGAGAAAAAGGAUGUGUGUCGUGUGAUUGUGUGGACGUGACGUUCUCCUUCACACACUCCCCACUACGUUCGUGCAAUCGGCAAAACCAGAUUCCCGUCGGCCGUCCUAUUCGAGUCACCUCCACCAUCUGCUCUCGGAUUUCAAUCGGAGUCGAGUACCGGCCGGCCUCCGUUUCUCAUCUUCUUGCGUUAAGAAUAUGUCUCAAUUGAAGAGAAUGACGUCUGUGAAGAUGCUGUUGAGCCCGCUUUCGGCUCGCCUCUUCUCGAGUUCCGCCGUCGCGAGGACGAGGUUCGUCCAGUACACCUGCUCCAACGACGGCCCUCAGCGGCUGGGGGUCCAGCUCGCUCAAGACGGCGACAUCAUCGAACUGAGCGCCGUCAACGCCGCGAUACCCAACAACUUGGUCGAUUUCAUACGCGAUGCGUCGAUUUACACGGAAAAGGCAAAAAGGGUUAUCGCAGAAGGGAAGUCUGUCGUACGACUGGAAGAAGUGAAACUCCUUCCGCCGAUUAUGAGGCCGGAUAAAGUCAUUUGUGUAGGUCUCAACUACAAAUCCCACUGUGACGAACAGAAGAAGCCUUAUCCGGAAGAGCCGUUUUUUUUCAACAAGUUCCCCAGCACCAUAGUUGGCCCGUUCGACGAUGUCAUUCACCCUCCAAAUUCUAGGGCUCUUGAUUGGGAAGUAGAACUUGCAGUAGUAAUUGGAAAGAAAUGUCGGGCAGUUAAAAUUCAUGAGUCUAAUGAUUAUAUAUUUGGGUAUACAAUUUGCCAGGACAUAUCUGCCAGGGAUUGGCAGACCCAAAAGAAGAACAACGGCCAGUGGCUUUUUGCUAAAAGCAUGGAUACAUUUUGUCCAUUAGGGCCUUCAGUGGUGUCAAAAGAAGUAGUGGCCAAUCCGAAUAAACUGCAAUUGUCUUGUUCAGUUAACGGUUUGAAAAUGCAGGAUGGGAACACUGAAGACAUGGUCCAUGAUAUUAAUAGAAUAGUUUCCUACCUAUCCGAAUGUGUGACAUUAUUACCAGGGGAUGUUAUUCUAACUGGCACACCAUCAGGAGUUGGGGUUUUUCAAAAUCCAAGGAUGUUUUUAAAACCUGGUGAUAUUGUUGAGUCUGAAAUCAGUGGGAUAGGCAAAAUGUGUAAUAAAAUAAUUUCUUUCCCAAGGAAAGAAUCUUAAGACUGAACUUUUAAAUAAACAAAAGGAAAAAAAUGAUACUCAAAUAUGGAGUUUAAUGUUUUUAAAUGUUGAUGAAUACAUUACAUUGUGGUGAGGUUGUGUUGACCAUGCUCCAUUUUUUCUGGUAUGGCUAAUUGUCUCAGGAGAUUAUUUGAGUCUAUAAAAUUGAAUUUAUUUCAAUUGAAGGACUUAUAUAACAAUAUACUUUUCAUUUAUUAAAAUAAAUCAUAUAUUGGGAGAAUAAAAAAAAUCUCCUUUAUGUACGCUUGUGUCUGCAUACAAAGGAGGUAAAAGAAAGGUGGUUUUAUAAACUUAUUAACCAUAAUUUUAUCAGUAAAUUUGCUAUUGUAAGGGUG
Molecule: messenger RNA, 1747 nt
Organism: Cimex lectularius (bed bug)
Lineage: Eukaryota; Metazoa; Arthropoda; Insecta; Hemiptera; Cimicidae
Product: fumarylacetoacetate hydrolase domain-containing protein 2
Exons: 5
Coding region: 414-1391 (325 amino acids)
Molecular function (GO): hydro-lyase activity
Source: RefSeq, a predicted model, not a curated record